Nannospalax galili (Upper Galilee mountains blind mole rat) is the source of this 4299-nucleotide messenger RNA. RefSeq names its product cytochrome P450 4V2. Gene Ontology annotation, molecular function: heme binding; iron ion binding; monooxygenase activity. Lineage: Eukaryota; Metazoa; Chordata; Mammalia; Rodentia; Spalacidae. The transcript is spliced from 11 exons. The record is from RefSeq and is a predicted model, not a curated record. The coding region runs from base 1609 to 3174 and encodes 521 amino acids.
ACAUACACAGUGCGGCAUAUUACUAUUAUAUAUUAAUAUCAUGAUAAUGUAACACGUCACUUGCUUUGUUUUGCUCUUUCAUUUCAUAUUUUAUGAACCUCUCUUCAUGUCAGUGCAUACAGACAUCUUUCAAAAAAGAAGGACUGGAGGGGGGUUGGUGAGAUGACUCAGGUGCCUAUCACCAAGCAGUGACCUGAGUUUGAUUUCACCUGACCCACAAGGUCGGUGGCAAGAGCUGAUUCCCAGAAGUUGUCCUCUGAUCUCCACAUGACCACAGACAUAGAUUCACACAUACAUACAUACAUAAAUAACUAAAUAAUUUUAAUGAUACUGGAGAAAAGCCUUAGGUGUGUUUUCUCCACAACAGAGAGGCUGUGGACAACUGUAAAACAAUAAGAUCAAUUGAGAAAAAUAAGACUACAAGACAUUCUUCCCACUUCUGUUUUACUUGGCUCUAGUGUGCAAGGGACCUUUGACUGGGAAAGGAGUACUACUAGCCCCAUGCCCUCGGUAGAUAAGAUGUAUCAAGUGUGGAAAAGGAAAGGGGUCUGCGCUGGGCCCCUGUGACCGGCAGGUAGGAAACAGUCCCUGGGAGGCCUUCUCUGGUCUUUGCCUUCUGCAAGCUUGGUGGUUUGUUGGUCAUUUUGUCUGCUGUCGUUUCCUUACCAAAUUCAUAGCAUCCUUUCUGUGGUCCUCUUCGGCUCUGAAACCUUUACUCUCCAUCUCCUGCGUUUCCAGUUUGUUCUCUCAGGUUCUAGCUUUCUUUGGCCUUGUGGAAUACUUUGGGAAAUAAGCAGACUGCAACCUCAUUUAGAGUCAGUGUCUCAAUAGAUCAGCUGACUCUGACAGGCCGGCUCCCCUAAGGCGGUGUCAGCCAAAUUCCUCUACAUCAAGGGAAGGUGGCUACUGCUCCUGACCUUGAAGCAGAAGCCAGGGUGUGACCCACCCCCUGGGCAGUCAGUCCCGCCCCAGCACAGCAUCCCUACAGGUUGCACAGGAGGAGUGAAUUUAGAAUUCCAAAGAUUGAAUUUUGACCUAGCUGACUCUUCAUUUCCAUUUUCAAACGGACUGUUUACAAUAGAAAUCCGUUCACGCCCAGCAGGGGUGUUCCAUAAUCUAAGCACAACCCACUGUGGGUGACCUCCGAGGCUCCCAGAGCUGGUAAUGCGAGAUUCUAGUUUCUUCUCCAUCCCGAAGCUGCCCUAGAUGUGACCUCCCGGGUCCUCAUUCCACUCCCUGCGCCUUCGAGUGCGUUCUGAACUUCAGAGCUCAGCAGGUUCCAGUCUUUCACUUCCAUCCAGCACCCUCAUCAAAACAACCCGGGGUGGCGCUUUCUCAGGGAGCCUCGGAGCCUGGAAACCUUGUCCCCAGGGCCGGGCGGUGGCUGGCGGCUGGCUGCAGGGAGUCAGGGCAGCUUGGCUAUGUGCUGCAGGAAACCCCCCGGCGGUCUGGGGAGCCCUGGUCCACUCACCCGAGCGCCUGCAUCCGGGGAGUCCUGGAACUCCUCCCUCGACCCACGCACUUGAACUCGGAGCCAGAACUCCGGCCGCCGUCCUGCCCCCGGGCUGCUCCAGCCCUGAGCCCUGAGCGAAGAGGGCCCUCGGAGAGAUGAUCUGGCUGUGGCUGGUCCAGAGGCUGCUGUUUUUGGGCGCGGCGAGCGCCGUGUCCCUGGCCGGCGCCACCCUCCUCCUCAACAUUCUGCAGAUGGUGGCGAGCUACGCGCGGAAAUGGCAGCAGAUGCGGCCUAUCCCAUCCGUGGCCCGCGCCUACCCCUUGGUGGGACACGCGCUGUCCUUGAAGCCUAACAGCACCGAGUUUUUUCAGCAGUUAAUUCAGUACACAGAAGAAUACCGGUAUCUGCCACUGAUUAAACUUUGGAUUGGACCAGUGCCGAUGGUAACUCUUUAUAAGGCAGAAACUGUGGAGAAAAUUUUGACAAGUUCAAAGCAAAUUGAUAAAUCAAGUAUGUACAAGUUCCUAGAGCCAUGGCUCGGCUUGGGGCUGCUUACAAGUACUGGAAGCAAGUGGCGCUCCAGGAGAAAAAUGUUAACACCAACUUUCCAUUUUACAAUUCUGGAUGAUUUCUUAGAUGUCAUGAAUGAACAAGCAAAUAUAUUGGUUAAGAAGCUUGAAAGCCACGUUAAUCAAGAUGCAUUUAACUGCUUUUUUUACGUCACUCUUUGUGCCUUAGAUAUAAUCUGUGAAACAGCCAUGGGGAAGAACAUUGGUGCUCAAAGCAACAAUGAUUCUGAGUAUGUCCGCACAGUAUAUAGAAUGAGUGACAUGAUACAUCGAAGAAUGAAGAUGCCCUGGUUUUGGCUUGAUCUUUGGUACCUUAUGUUUAAAGAAGGACGGGAACACAAACGGGGACUUAAGCGCCUACAUACUUUUACCAACAGCGUUAUUGCUGAACGAGCCAAUGAAAUGAAGGCAGAAGACUGUUCAGGCGCUGACAGGGGCCCUGUCCCUUCCAAAAACAAACGCAAGGCUUUCCUUGACUUGCUUCUAAGUGUGACUGAUGAAGAAGAAAACAGGUUAAGUCCUGAAGAUAUUCGAGAAGAAGUUGACACCUUCAUGUUUGAGGGUCAUGAUACAACUGCAGCUGCAAUAAACUGGUCCUUAUAUCUAUUGGGUUCAUAUCCAGAAGUCCAGAAAAAAGUAGACAAUGAACUGGAUGAAGUGUUCGGAAAGUCCCAUCGCCCUGCCACCUUGGAAGACCUGAAGAAACUGAAAUAUCUGGACUGUGUCAUUAAGGAGACACUUCGCCUUUUUCCUUCAGUGCCUUUAUUUGCCCGGAGUCUCAGUGAAGAUUGUGAAGUUGCGGGUUACAGAGUGUCCAAAGGCACAGAAGCUGUCAUCAUUCCCUAUGCAUUGCACCGAGACCCCAGGUACUUCCCAGACCCUGAGGAAUUCCAGCCGGAACGGUUCUUUCCUGAGAAUGCCCAAGGACGCCAUCCGUACGCCUAUGUGCCCUUCUCUGCUGGACCCAGAAACUGCAUAGGUCAGAAGUUUGCUGUGAUGGAGGAAAAGACUAUUCUUGCCUGUGUCUUGAGGCAUUUUUGGGUAGAAUCCAAGCAGAAGAGAGAAGAACUUGCCCUGUCAGGAGAUUUGAUUCUUCGGCCAAAUAAUGGCAUCUGGAUCAAGUUGAAGAGGAGACAUGCAAAUGAAUCCUAACUUCAUCUUCAGACUGUGCCCUCAUCAUGAAGCUUACCCCGUAAGAAGCAUGGUGUUUACAAUUUGUAGAUCCUAAGUUGGAUAGUCUGAAUCCCCAGACCUAACAUUUUUCUUAUAUACACUGAUCCUGGGAUCCAGGCCAUCCUGGAGAGUUUUAGUCAUAGAUGCCGUGUUGCACCUGCACCAUGGUCUGGAACGUACUGUUAUUUGAGCCAAUGCCAACAUACACAUAUAACAAAGGUUCUAACAGAGGGAACCUUGGGCCUGUUAAAUUUCAUUUAACAGAUUCAAAAGAGAUCCUUCAAUUGAGACAUCAGAAUUAAGAAAAUAUUUUUGUUGACUUGGAGAUAUGUAUCAUAGCAUUUAAAACUGUUGAGUAAUUAAGUCUUUUGAUAUAAUGGGCUUAAAUUUUCAAGUUUUAUUAGUGUCAUCAAUUAUGAAAAUAGUAAUUGCUAUAGCACCUUUAGAUUUUAUAAUGAAAAUCAGGUCCCUUACACACGAGACUGAGGUUCUGAUCCAGUCUCCUUUGGACUGUGUACUUAAGAGUCUUCUGUGCAUUCUUUGUAGAGUCACAGUCACCUUUAUGUACAAUAUGUUAUUUGGAAGAGAUACCACUUAGUAAUUUCCAAGCUCUCACAGUGCUCAUAUGGUGAAUUAAUGGGUUUGGAACUGGAGGAGCCAUAGAACUGAUCUGCUUAAUACCCCCUUCUAUUACGAGAAGAGGGAUUCAAUCAAGAGCACAGCUACUCUUUGGGGCACCACGGGAGUAGAUAAGGAACCUCUCCAUUCCCAUUAUGAUAUACGUCCUCAUACAAUAUGCUUCGGCUCUAUGGAACUCAGGACUAUGACUGAAUGUGUUAGAACUCAGGACUCCUGCCCAUGGUACAGACAUGUUGCUUUGAAAUUCUUCCGCCUUUAGGUGAAAAAAGAAGCUGCUCUAUAUUUUGUGUGUAGUGAUAUCCCACUUGGUAUAGGUCCAGAGAUCUAAUUAAUUCAGCCCCAUAGAACAUACCUACCAACCUGAUAACUGAUAUGCAUUCUUUGAAUUUUAAUUUGGUACAUAAUACCACCAUUCCUUGUACAAUGACUUUCAGAAAUUAACUUUAAUAAAUAAUUUUAACAAGA